GGCUGCCGGACGGAGCCGGGCCAAGGGGGCUCCGGCAGCCGCUAUCCCCGGGCCCCCUCAGCCGCCGGCCCCGCCUCGGCCGCACCGACGUCAGCGCGCGUCAGGGCCGAGCCCCUCGCACUCCCCCGCCCGCGGGAUCCGCCGUCCCGCCGCCGCCGCUCCCCUCGCCCUCUUCGCCCUCCGCCGAGCGCCCGCACCCGCCGCCCCGGCCCGGCCGCCGCCCCUCGCUCCGCUCCCCGACAGCCGCGCAGCGCGAAGAUGGCGGCGUUCAAAUUCCUGCUGCAGCCCCUGGGCCGCCGCAUCCUCCUGCCGGCCGCGCGCAGGGCCGAGAUUUGUGGAUGCUAUUUUUCUACGAGCUCUCAUCGCAACACCAAAUUUUAUACUGAUCCUGUGGAAGCUGUAAAAGAUAUACCCAAUGGGGCAACUAUACUUGUUGGUGGUUUUGGAUUGUGUGGGAUUCCUGAAAACCUCAUUGGGGGUUUACUGAAGACUGGAGUAAAGGGAAUAACUGCAGUCAGUAACAAUGCAGGUGUUGACAAUUUUGGACUUGGUCUUCUGCUUCAGACUAAGCAGAUAAAACGCAUGGUGUCAUCAUAUGUUGGAGAGAACGCUGAAUUUGAACGCCAGUAUUUGUCUGGUGAGCUUGAAGUUGAGCUUACACCACAGGGUACACUUGCUGAACGUAUUAGAGCAGGAGGAGCAGGAAUCCCAGCAUUUUACACCAGUACUGGCUAUGGGACGCUGGUGCAGGAAGGGGGUGCACCCAUCAAGUACAACACAGAUGGCACCAUUGCCAUUGCUAGCCAGCCAAGAGAGGUGCGAGAGUUUGACGGCCGUCACUUUAUUCUGGAGAAGUCAAUUACAGGAGAUUUUGCUCUUGUGAAGGCAUGGAAGGCUGACCGUGCAGGAAACAUCAUUUUCAGGAAAACUGCAAGAAACUUCAACCAACCCAUGUGCAAAGCUGCAAAGACAACUGUGGUAGAGGUGGAAGAAAUUGUUGAUAUAGGAGCAUUUGCCCCAGAAGACAUUCAUGUUCCCAAAAUCUAUGUCGAUCGUCUAUUACAAGGAGAGAAGUUUGAGAAGAGAAUUGAACGUUUAUCAAUUCGAAAGCCUGAAGACUCAAAAGCCAAACAAAAGCAAGGAGACAAUGUGAGGGAGAGGAUCAUCAAACGGGCUGCUUUGGAGUUUGAAGAUGGCAUGUAUGCUAAUCUGGGUAUUGGAAUCCCACUGUUGGCCAGUAACUUCAUCAGUCCAGACAUAACUGUUCACUUACAAAGUGAAAAUGGAGUCUUGGGUUUGGGUCCUUAUCCACUUGAAAGUGAAGUAGAUCCAGACCUGAUUAAUGCAGGUAAGGAGACAGUGACUGUUCUUCCAGGUUCUUCCUAUUUCUCUAGUGAUGAAUCAUUUGCAAUGAUAAGAGGCGGCCAUGUUGACUUGACAAUGCUUGGAGCUAUGCAAGUGUCCAAGUACGGUGACCUGGCCAACUGGAUGAUUCCUGGUAAGAUGGUGAAAGGGAUGGGGGGUGCCAUGGACCUGGUAUCCAGUGCACAGACCAAAGUCGUUGUCACCAUGGAACACUCAGCCAAGGGCAAUGUCCAUAAAAUCUUGGAAAAAUGCAGCUUGCCACUUACUGGGAAACAAUGUGUUGACCGCAUCAUUACAGAGAAGGCGGUGUUUGAUGUGGACAAGAAGAAGGGAUUGACUCUCAUAGAAAUCUGGGAAGGACUGACAGUGAAUGAUAUCAAGAAAAGCACUGGCUGUGACUUUGCAGUUUCGCCGAAAUUAAUACCAAUGAGGCAGAUUUAAAUGCGAAAUACAGACUGGGCUUAACUUCUCAGAAGGCUUGUUUCCAAAUGGGAGAAAUCGGUGACUGUUUGCAGUUCUACUUUUUUUUUCCUUUUCUUAUUUUUUAAGGGCUUUGUAAGUAGUUUCCAGAUAGUUAAGCUCAGGCUUUGACUAUAAGCCUAAAUUGUAUUCUGCUUUCAUAACAUUACCAAUUUUAAUGGAAGGGUGAAUAUAUUCCCUAAGUUUUGAAUCCUAUUAUACUAAAAUGUUAAUGACGAUUGUAAAAAAAAAACAAAAAACCUUGUAGUCUGUCUGCCAAAUACUGUGUUUUUUACGCAGAAUUAGAAAACAACCAUGCAAAACUUAUGAUUGCCUCUGUGUAUCCUGAUAUCUGUUGCUCUGGAACUGCGGCACUUAUCAUGUCUGUUCUCCUGUAAAGGUGUGGGGUUUUUUUUCUGGAGUCAUCUAUAACAAGUGUACGUAUCUGUAGAGAGACAUCGGGAAUAUGAACUUUCCUUUUCCUGAGCCUUUUAAUCAGUCUGUGAUAAAACUAUUUACACUGGUGGAAAUAACUGGGACCUAAAUGUAUCUGCUGCUUCCACGGUGUGCAUCUUUUGGUAUUAGGAAGCCUACACUUCCCAAAGUCCAACUGUGACCCUUUAUAUUUUGAUCAUACAAACUAGAAUGGGGCUGGUGUGAAGGAGGAAGAUUAAAAAGGCUCCAUCCCCAUGCAGACAACUGGUAGCUGCACAAUUUCCCACGUUAACUACUCUUACUCUCCAGAUAUAAUGCUUCUCCCCAGAUACCAGUCAAAGGCAAAUGAAUAUUGUUUCUGGAGUGAGGUCUGUCCUUCCAGUGUUACACAGAGAAACAGGGGAAGAGAAGGUUGUGGACACCUUGAAGAUUCUUAAGAAGGGAAUAUGGAUAGUUAAGAGUAAAAGCAUUAAAUCUGCACCACUUCCCAAUCAAGGCAUCAGAAAAAUCUAAAGAAUUUGUAACCCAAACUUAUAAUAAGUAGAAUAAAUGCCAUAAGACAAUCAAAAUGAAAAGACAUUAUCUCAGAGUGGUUCUGCUGUUUGGUGAAGGUUUUUUUUCCCCUGUUGUUAAUUACAAAAUUAUUUUUAUAUUUUGUUAUUUUUGGAAAUAGGUGACAUGACAGCAUUGAAUCUCACAUACCAAAUCAGCACAAUAUGUCUUUAUUAUACAGAGCAUGAACUGACUGGAAAUCAACAUUUACUAAAAUAUAGUGUUUUCUCCGAGCAUAAUGGUUUCUGUCAUUUCUGUCAUUUGUAUAAGUAGGAGCACUUAAAACACUUCAGUUAAAAUAAUUCCUGAUAUAAUGUUUGACAUCAGGACUGGAACAUAUUAAGUGACUGAAAAGCAUGUAAAAUGUAGAUACACGAAGUGUACAUAAUGCCUAUCAUACAUGUAAUAAGCAGUGUUGGGACACACUCAGGAAUCAGAUAGGAAAAUCUUGCAACAUUUAGCUCCUGUACUAACCUUUAUACUGUUUUAUUUCCAUUCUAAUAAGAAAUCCUUCUUUUUCAUGGAACAGCUACAGAAUUUGCCUUGAUCCACACACAGGUUUUAUAGCAGUAAAACUGUUUUGAUUGGAGAUACUAUUUUGUAUAGUUGCACUUACCCUAAACAAUUCUUUGACAAACUCUUGGUAAUACUGUAACAGGUUAUCCUUCACCCUAGAAAGAAAUAAACAAAAUGCCUUUGUAAACACCAUUAUGCCAGUACAAAAGUGCUCCAGUAGUAUAAGCUGUAUGAGUUGAACUUGUGGCUGCUAAUGGGUGGUAGGCUCUUGUACAGCCUGAACCUGUAGGAAAGACCUGAUGCUGAGCCCAUGGGAAAGACUUAUAUUGUACAAAGACUAGUGCUGAUGUCAUGAUUAACAUAUACCAGUGAUUUGGUCAAUAGGUAAUUUGCAUUGAAGACUUGAACCUACAUUUAUCAGAGUGCUCCAGUGUUCCUUAACCCAGCAUGUUAAUUUUCAUGUUUUCUCUGUUUAGAUGUAUUCCCUGUGUUACUCAUUCCAAACAAGUUAUUUUCUUAAAAGUUUGGCCAUUUAUGUUGCUAUAGAGGUGGACUGAAGUUCUGCUUACAGAGGUUUUACAGAUUAAAAAUCUGUAUAUAAUAAAACCUGACUAUUUUAGCUCGGUAUAAACAGUUUUGCUUUUGGGUAGAGCAGCCCAGAGUUCUCUUCCCCAAUCCAUACAGACAGUUCAGUGACAAUUCUGACCCUUGUGGUGCUGUACACAGCAAAAGGUGCCUGUCCUUUCCUUCAGGGCCAGAGAUGGGUGAAGAGCUACUCUGAGGGGAUAGGUAUCAUCCCUGAAGGGGAUUUCAUUCAUCUUCACUCAGACUUCUCAUAGACAGUACUCAGAAUGGAUGCUGGUUUUCGGGGAGGAGUAUAAAAACUAUUAUACAGGGGAAGGGAGUUACUAUUAACUUCUCCAAAAGGAAAAAAUAACCGAACAAAAAAAAAAAAAAAAAAACAAACCCCACAACAAAAAACCAAAGAACACAAACAUUUAAAUAGAUGUGAACAAGUUCUUUAAGAAAUCUAUACAUGAAAUGUUGAUCUAUUGCUACAUUAGUUGUAGGACUGAUUAGUUAAUUAUAGCGAACAUUUACUUACGUUUGUAAAGUACAGGAGAAGUGUCUGAGGGCAGGAUCAGGUGUACUCUGCUUCUGCCAUAGAACUAUGCUUUGCUGGCACACGCACAGAAGCCAUUGUUAUCAUUAACAUAUGGCUAUAAAAAGACUAAUGACCUGGUAAUGUCUGGGAGUUUAAUACCUUGGUUUCUGAAUCAAAGAAUUAGGAGCCAAGAACUCCUCUGAUUUUCAGCUUUUCUGGUUCUCCACUUACUGCCUUGUGGAAUGUCUGCUGUGUUCUCUGCCUUGUCUCCUGUUGCUGGAAAAGGGGAUGUUUUUCUUCCUACCUCACAGGGAUGUUGUGAGGUAUAAGAAGCUAAGAUCUGUGCAAGAGAUUAUCUUUUCCUCUUCAACUUGGGGAUCACACUUGAUCAAGAGUGUACAAGAGUACUUGUAGACUGUCUAACAUGCUGUACAUUUGAGCUCUGUGUCUUAUUUGUAUCAGUGUUAAUGCAAGAGAGAAGAAGUAUAUGGUGCUGAAAAUUGGGGAUAAAAGGAGAACAGGCUCUCUCCAUAUAUAGCAGCGAUGCUGUAGCAACAGGAAACAAGGUAUGGAUGUCACACAGGAAUUUUUUUAUCUUGAGGACAAUAAAUGUGGUAGAAUAUUGGUAUUGUUAUGAAAAUGUCAUCUGUCCGCACAAGCUAAUUGUGACAAGCUCUGAAUCCACUUUUUUAACUCACUUGUCAAAGAGGAUUAGAAAUUAAAGCACUCCUAAGCAUUUCCCUCUCUGUGGACGCAGAUGUGGUUCAUAGGUAAGGUAUACUCUGAGCAGUAGUUGCAAUGAUUGGUGUUGCAGGGAUGAAGGUUUAUUGGGACAUCACUGAAAUCAUUCCCUGCUUGACAGCACUUCAUGAGACAAGUUGAUACUCUUUGUCCUGAAGAAGAUGAUGAUUCUACUGUAUUAUCACGUUGGACUUAUUUCACUUUAUAUUUUAUUGAUUUUUUUCCAUGAAAAUGCAAAAAAAAAGAAAAAGGAAAUAUUCUAGAAAAUGUAGUUGUACUGUAAACUCUGCAAGUUAAACAUCAAAGUCCUUCUUGUAUUUGCAAAACAAUCAAUAAAGUAAAGAUGUAAAAUCUCA
Pseudopipra pipra is the source of this 5529-nucleotide messenger RNA. It is a transcript of the gene OXCT1, whose product is annotated as 3-oxoacid CoA-transferase 1. Bases 259 to 1806 code for a protein of 515 amino acids. The transcript has 17 exons. Lineage: Eukaryota; Metazoa; Chordata; Aves; Passeriformes; Pipridae. Gene Ontology annotation, biological process: ketone body catabolic process. Gene Ontology annotation, molecular function: succinyl-CoA:3-oxo-acid CoA-transferase activity. Gene Ontology annotation, cellular component: mitochondrion. The record is from RefSeq and is a predicted model, not a curated record.